This is a messenger RNA of Verticillium alfalfae VaMs.102, 1008 nucleotides long. Its product is annotated as ATP-binding cassette sub-family E member 1. Gene Ontology annotation, biological process: translational initiation; translational termination; ribosomal subunit export from nucleus. Gene Ontology annotation, molecular function: iron ion binding; ATP binding; ATP hydrolysis activity. Bases 1 to 1008 code for a protein of 335 amino acids. NCBI's taxonomy places the organism in Eukaryota, Fungi, Ascomycota, Sordariomycetes, Glomerellales, Plectosphaerellaceae. The record is from RefSeq and is a predicted model, not a curated record. The transcript is spliced from 4 exons.
AUGUCUGACAAACUCACUCGUGUCGCCAUCGUUAACAGCGACAAGUGCAAGCCCAAGAAGUGCCGACAGGAGUGCAAGAAGUCAUGUCCCGUCGUGCGCUCUGGCAAGCUCUGCAUUGAGGUGUCCCCCGCUUCCCGCAUUGCCUUUCUCUCCGAGUCGCUCUGCAUUGGUUGUGGUAUCUGCCCCAAGAAGUGCCCCUUCGGCGCCAUCACCAUUAUCAACCUGCCCACGAACCUCGAGACGCAGGUCACCCAUCGCUACUCUGCCAACUCUUUCAAGCUUCACCGCCUGCCUAUGCCCCGCCCUGGCAACGUUCUUGGUCUCGUCGGAACCAACGGUAUCGGCAAGAGUACCGCUCUCAAAAUCCUCAGCGGCAAGCUCAAGCCCAACCUGGGCAAGUACGACAACCCUCCCGACUGGGAGGACGUCAUUAAGUACUUCCGUGGCUCCGAGCUUCAGAACUACUUUACCAAGCUUCUCGAGGACGACCUCAAGGCCAUCGUCAAGCCUCAGUAUGUCGACCAGAUCCCCAAGGCCGUCCGUGGACCCGUCAAGACUGUCCAGGGCUUGAUCGAUGCCCAGAGCAACAUGGGUAACCGCGACGAGGUGUGCGACGUCCUCGAGCUCAACCACAUCAUGGACCGUGAGAUCAACCUCCUGUCCGGUGGAGAACUGCAGCGUGUCGCCAUUGUCCUGGCCCUCGGCAUGCCCGCCGACAUUUACCUCAUUGACGAGCCCUCGGCCUACCUCGACUCGGAGCAGCGUAUCAUUGCCUCGCGCGUCAUCAAGCGCUUCAUCAUGCAUGCCAAGAAGACGGCCUUUUUCGUCGAGCACGAUUUCAUCAUGGCCACCUACCUCGCGGACCGCGUCAUCAACCUCGACGUCACCUUCCGUCGCGACCCCACGAACUACCGCCCCCGCAUCAACAAGUCCAACUCGCAGCUCGACCAAGAGCAGAAGGCCGGCGGCAACUACUUCUUCCUGGACGACCCGGAGAAGAGCUCUUGA